AUGGGUAACCUAUUGUCGCACUUCCGUACGCCUCCUAUAGUCACCGGAGACCUCAUUGAGAUCUUAAUACCGGUGCCGACCGACGACCCGCACACCGUAACCGUCGGCCGCAACCGUAGCCACUGGGCUCUGGUCGAGUCGGUCGACCCGCGCGGCAAUAUCCGCUGCUAUCACUUGGCCCGCGACCCCCUGACGGCGCCCACCCGUCGGGUCGUACGCUGGGAACCGUUGGUCAACAUUCUGGACGAGUGCGCGGACAUCGGCGCCGACGGGUUUGUCUAUUGGCGGUGCAAUAAUCAGCACCGGUUGGCCCGACAACUGCUGGCGAUUACCGGCCGACACGGGCCGCCGCCGUUGGACGUAGUGUUUGGCGAGAUAAACAAGUUUCGGGACCGGGAGGUGGCCUUUGACCCCGACGGGUGUAAUGCCGAGCAUUACUGCACGUACUGGCGCUACGGCAUUGGCUGGUCGUCCGGCCGACACCCGCCCCAACAGAUUGUGGCCAAAGCCGAGCACGAGAUGCGCGAAAUGGCCGCACAGGCGGCCGCUGAGGCCCGAGCGCAGGCACCCGAUGGCACACCACUGGUGACCACUAUAGGCACCACUAUUGGCAAACCGGUGGCGGCGACUAAAGGCAUACGUAAACGGAUGUCACGUACGGACAAAUACGCGGCCAAAGCCCAGGCGGAGAGCACAGCCCAACCCCCUGUCAAACCCAAAUCCAAACCUCGAGUUCAGUUUCAAGCCGUGUCCGGCGGGUCGCGCGAUAUACAGGUGCUCUCAAGCGAACCCACGAGUGAUGUAAAUUCCCCGCCAGUGGUCGCGAAGAAGGGAAAGGGGAGGCGAGUGCUCAGACAUUUGGCCAAGUUUUUUGCUUUUUAG
Molecule: messenger RNA, 882 nt
Organism: Medioppia subpectinata
Lineage: Eukaryota; Metazoa; Arthropoda; Arachnida; Sarcoptiformes; Oppiidae
Source: the annotation of a GenBank genome assembly